AUGAAGCAACGAAUGGGACGUACUGGAGACAGCUUGUUCACCUCCGAAGAACUGCGGUUGCGCUGGACGAAAACAGAAUACAGCAUUUCAUUGCCUGCCUCGUCGGCCGGACCACUACCAGACAGUGAUUGGCGUCGCCAUCACCCUGUCUCCCUCCUGCCUCAGUCCGUGGGCACGCGACUGAUCUACACAACCGGCUUAGAGGAUGCCUGCUAG
This is a messenger RNA of Protopolystoma xenopodis, 216 nucleotides long. The record is from the annotation of a GenBank genome assembly. NCBI's taxonomy places the organism in Eukaryota, Metazoa, Platyhelminthes, Monogenea, Polystomatidea, Polystomatidae.